Entrophospora candida is the source of this 298-nucleotide messenger RNA. Lineage: Eukaryota; Fungi; Glomeromycota; Glomeromycetes; Entrophosporales; Entrophosporaceae. The record is from the annotation of a GenBank genome assembly.
GUUUGAGAGCAGAUUACCAGAAAUAUUUGAACAUUUAAAUGAAAUAUACAGAUCAAUAACUGCGAGAUUAAAAGCUGAGACAUUCAGGCGACAAGUUAUAACAAUUCUUGGUGUUUGGGAAAAUUGGAUAGUUUUUCCACAACCAUAUAUUGAAUCAUUAAAUGAUAAAUUUAUGAAGAAUACAAAAGAGUCUAACAAUAAUGUAACUACUACAAAUACCUCAACAGAUACAAUUGAAACUAUAUCAACAGGAGAAGAAAAUACUACAGCAAUGACAACAAGACCACCUACCUCCUAA